Molecule: messenger RNA, 654 nt
Organism: Tripterygium wilfordii
Lineage: Eukaryota; Viridiplantae; Streptophyta; Magnoliopsida; Celastrales; Celastraceae
Product: monothiol glutaredoxin-S9-like
Exons: 1
Coding region: 163-471 (102 amino acids)
Cellular component (GO): cytoplasm; nucleus
Source: RefSeq, a predicted model, not a curated record
UAGCUAAAAAUAUUCAAACCAACCUAUAGAUUCAUACCUUGCCUCCCUAACCCACUUCCCCUUUACAUUUUCUGCAUCUCCAUUGCAUCGAAUUCAACGUGAACUCGGUCUAGUGGUCUUAAACUUCCAAGUUACACAUACUGAAUCAGGAGAGUUUCAAGCAUGGACAAGGUGAAAAGGGUGGCAUCAGAGCAUGGUGUAGUGAUAUUCAGUAAGAGCUCAUGUUGUCUUUGCUAUGCUGUCAAAGUUCUCUUCCAAGAACUCGGUGUCGACCCUUGGGUUCAUGACAUUGAUCAGGACCCUGAAGGCAGGGAAAUGGAAAAGGCACUGGUUAGGUUGGGAUGCAGUGCAGCUGUUCCUGCUGUGUUCAUCGGUGGAACGUUUAUAGGAUCAACCAAUGAAGUCAUGUCCCUCCACCUAAGUGGGACUCUCAAUCAACUUCUGAGGCCAUACCAGCAGAAUUUGUCUUGAAAUCUCAAAUCCCACAUACCAAGUUGGAAGAAUAAAAAAUAUUUGGCUCAAGUAUUAGUAAUCUAUAGUGCUUAAAUUGUACUAAUACAGUGUGUCUAGUCAUUGUUGAUCUGUCAAGCUUUUUUCUUAGCUAUAGAAAUGUUAUCUGUUCACCUUUAAGCAAUGAAAUUAGCUUUAUAUGUA